GCUCUAUAAAGCAGAAAUCAAUCAGUGCUUUUCGCGUUUAUUCGUUCACUGAAGAAGGAAAUGUGCAAGACUAUUUUGAUUGUGGUAACGAGUUUCCUAUGGAUUUUACAGGUGAAAUCCACGGAUCUUGAUAAUCACACGAAUUGGAAACAUUUGCCCACUAAGGAUUGCGGAAAGGCGCCUCCAACGGAUAGAAUCAUCGGAGGUGAGAAGGCGGAACUCGGUCAGUUUCCAUGGAUGGUUUUGGUACGUUUUAAUAAAGCGUAUUGCGGUGGAACUUUACUCAACAAAUAUUAUGCCUUGACUGCCGCUCACUGCACGAAUGCCACUGUUGACAGCAUAAAGGCGAUCUUGGGAACUAUUUUCAAUAGAUAUCCAUAUUGUGACCGCGACAGUUGCGUCCCCGCCCCACAAAUCAUGAACAUUAGUGAAAAAUACAUAAUGCCUGACGCUGUUGAUUUAGGCCUGCUUCAAUUUUCUCAACCAGCUGAAUAUAACGAACACGUCCAACCGAUCUGCUUGCCUCGUGGAGAUAUCGUCGACCAUCCAGAAAACUACUUAACCAUUGACAAGCAUUUUUUAACUAUAUCCGGAUGGGGUUACAUAAAUCAUAAAGAGAAAAUUAGGUCACCAUAUCUUAUGUAUGCGAAGUUUGACAUUGUUGACUUGGAUGGUUGUCCAGAUUGCUGCGGCCCAGAAAGAAUAUGCGUUGGAGGGAACUUAACAAGAGUUUGUUUCGGAGAUUCCGGAUCGCCGGCGGCGCAACUGCAGAAGUUGGACGAUGGUCCUGAAAAGUACUUUAUUUUGGGGACCCAAUCGGCUGUAGGAGGAUGGAUGGGAACGUGCGAGGAACUAGUUGGCCUUUUCAUAAACGUCGUUCAUGAGUUGGAGUGGGUACUGGAUAAUGUUAAUAAAUCGUAAUACGAAAAAGAAUGAAUUUAAUAAAGCACACGAUCAUAUUUGUUUUCUUCUUCCAAAAGAGCUAAAAUUAUACAUUGU
Messenger RNA from Cylas formicarius (sweet potato weevil), 999 nucleotides. Its product is annotated as thrombin-like enzyme elegaxobin-2. The transcript has 5 exons. NCBI's taxonomy places the organism in Eukaryota, Metazoa, Arthropoda, Insecta, Coleoptera, Brentidae. Gene Ontology annotation, biological process: proteolysis. Gene Ontology annotation, molecular function: serine-type endopeptidase activity. The record is from RefSeq and is a predicted model, not a curated record. The coding region runs from base 61 to 921 and encodes 286 amino acids.